Messenger RNA from Mobula hypostoma (lesser devil ray), 6958 nucleotides. Its product is annotated as atrial natriuretic peptide receptor 1-like. Gene Ontology annotation, biological process: intracellular signal transduction; receptor guanylyl cyclase signaling pathway; protein phosphorylation. Lineage: Eukaryota; Metazoa; Chordata; Chondrichthyes; Myliobatiformes; Myliobatidae. The coding region runs from base 1 to 2817 and encodes 938 amino acids. The record is from RefSeq and is a predicted model, not a curated record. Gene Ontology annotation, molecular function: protein kinase activity; guanylate cyclase activity; ATP binding. Gene Ontology annotation, cellular component: plasma membrane. The transcript is spliced from 24 exons.
AUGCCCCUGGCGUCACAACAGGACCAUGAGUGUAUCAACGUACCUCUGGAUGAGCCAGAGGUACCUGCGGUUCCACCAGCCAUGGACACGACCCGAGUGUGCGCACACCCGAGCUCCAGACCGGCUCUUCACGUUGGCUUUAGUGAAUUCUGGGGGCGCUGUCACUGUAGUAGCGUCGCGCUAACCACUAGGCUUCCCUACGGAGACAACGGAACUCGUUGUAGCAACAGUUGCAGGAAGUCAUCAGUGAGCUGGAGAACUGCAAUCCUUACUAAAAGUACACAAGGGUGGCAUGAUUUGGACAACACCGAAUACGACUGCUGGCCAUUGGAAAACCCACAUGAGUACAACAUGAUAGACUGCCAGGGUUUGGAGAUGACUUGGGUACAGAGACCUUCAGAGAGGGUUCUGAGUGGUGAAGAAUUCAAUGUGACCUACGCAGUGACAGUGAACAAUCACUUCUAUCACUGGGCGGUGGAGACUGGUGUUCUCUCACAUGGUAAUGUUGAAGAAGCAAAGGCAUUCUGUGAAGAGAAGGAGUGUCCCUCGAACUGGAAGGAUGCAAAUGAAAACAACUGCUGUGUGCAUCAUGCCAACAUUCACUCCUGCCCAUUGGCAUUCAUGGUGAAAGAGGGUAUCUGUGGUCCUUGGAUCCCAGAUGAUGGUCAGAUAGUAACUCACACUGUGUCAACAGCAGGAAAGAUGAGUCAAAUGAAUUGGACUGCCAAGGUGGUCCUAGUCCAUCUCGGUGUAACGUCCCUAAUAGCUCACAUAAAAGUUGGACGAAUGCAAGCUGCACUGGAGGCGAAAACCUUGGUGUUACCUGCAAAAGUCUGUGGAGACGACAACUGCGAUGAAGAUGAAACAUGCUCCACGUGUCCGGCAGAUUGCGGGGAUUGUACUGCCACCAUCAAAAUUGCCAUAAGCUUCCCCAUCUCCCUGGUCUGCACUGGUCUGAUCCUCACCAUUGCGUGGUUCCAGUAUCAAAAGCAAAAGAUGUUGUGGGAUGAAAGCUGGAUAAUUGACUUCAAUCAAAUUAAGCAAGACCAGACCAUGGCGGGCAGUGCCAUCAGCAUCCCUAAUGGAGCCAGCGAUUCCAAUGCCAGCUGUGUCACCACCAUCAGCUCUUGUACGGGAGCUCUCAAUGCAUCAAGGAAGCAGCACUUCACCCAGAUAGGAAUAUUCGAUGACCGAACAGUUGCCAUCAAGAAGGUAAAGAAGAGAACUUUCACCCUUUCAAAAUCUAUUCGCAAAGAGGUGAAGCAUAUCCGGGAACUUGAUCACCCAAACCUCUGCAAGUUUAUCGGUGGCUGCAUUGAACUUCCAAAUGUGGCGAUAAUAACAGAAUACUGCCCAAAAGGCAGCUUGAACGACGUGUUGCUAAAUGAAGACAUCCCAUUAAACUGGGGCUUCAGGUUCUCUUUUGCAACUGACAUAGCCAGAGGGAUGGCCUACCUUCACCAACGUAGGAUUUACCACGGCAGGCUAAAGUCCACCAAUGCAGUGAUCGAUGACCGGUGGGUUUGCAAACUUGCAGAUUUCUGCUUGCCAAUAUACAGGAAAGAGGACUUUCCUGAUCCCCCUAGUACCUACCGACAGAGGCUGAUUCAAGUAUACUUACCUCCGGAGGCCCAGCUGGCAUCGAACUUUGAACCCACUCCUGCUGCAGAUGUAUACAGCUAUGCCAUCAUUCUACUGCAAAUUGCGACCAGAAGUGACCCUGUGCCGAGGGAAGAUGGAAAUUUGACUGAAUGUGGGAGGUGCCCACCUUUACCGGAAUUAAUAAGUGGAAAAUCAGAAAACGCCUGUCCUUGUCCCUCGGAAUAUGUCAUGCUGAUUAGGAAGUGCCGUGCACAGAAUCCAAAUUACCGGCCCUCGUUCGAACAAGUCAAGAAGUACCUGCACAGGAUUAAUCCCAAUAAAGUCAGCCCUGUGGACAUGAUGAUGACUUUGAUGGAGAAGUACAGCAAACACCUGGAAACUUUGGUGGCUGAGAGAACGCAGGACUUGGUCCAUGAGAAACAGAAAACUGACCGCCUGCUUUACAGUAUGUUACCAAAGCAAGUAGCUGAUGAUCUAAGGCAAGGAAUCAUGACUCAAGCCCAGAACUAUACAAGCGCCACAAUAUUCUUUAGUGAUAUAGAAGGCUUCACACAGCUGUCAAGCAUGAGUACACCAUAUCAAGUUGUAGAAUUGUUAAACAAAUUAUACACAACCUUUGAUGAAAUCAUAGACAAUUAUGAUGUCUACAAAGUGGAAACUAUAGGAGACGCAUAUAUGGUGGUUUCCGGAGUGCCAAAGGAAAAUGGCAUUGCUCAUGCAAGUCAAAUUGCAAGUAUGGCCCUGGAUUUGGUAGCUGUGUGCAAUACUUUCAAAAUUCCACACAAACCACAGACUAAGCUCAAGAUCCGGGCUGGAAUCCAUUCAGGACCUGUGGUUGCUGGUGUGGUUGGGACAAAGAUGCCCCGUUAUUGCCUGUUUGGUGACACGGUGAACACUGCUUCAAGGAUGGAAUCAACAAGUGAAGCGCUGAAGAUACAGUGCAGUUCCAGCACCUAUAGUCUCCUAGAACAGUUUGGAAGAUAUAUUUUAAUAUGCCGUGGUUCAUUUCAAAUAAAGGGAAAGGGCAACAUGAUAACCUACUGGCUUGAAGGGAAGCAAAGUUCGUCAUCAAACAUAACAGCAAGUGCACCGACAAAGCCCCCAAUGAACAAAGCACAGCCAGAAAAUAUCAACGCCAUCCCUGAGUCAGAGCAAGAGAUGUACUGUGCUAUUCCUGGGUUACUGGACACUGAUCUCCAAUCAACCUCCUGGUAGCCCACACAUCUAGAGUUUGAGACCACCAAUUAGACAUUGUUUAAUGUUUUCAGCAAUUCAGGUUCUUUUUGAGGAGCAGGGCUCAUAAAUUUAAAUCUCACACCAUUUCUCUGGACAGUGAGCGAUUACAAAGUAGUUAAUUAAAGGACAGGACAAUGAAACACACUUGUAAUGUUAGGGACCACAUUGCAAAGCAAAGAUUCGUAUUUAUAUUGUUGUUUUCAUAGCUUCAGAGCAUCCAAUGUGCUUUAUAGCUAAUGAAGUAUUUUACAACGUGUUUAUUGUUGUAAUGUAGGAAAUAUGUGUCGGUUUGUGAAGAGCAGGCUCCCCGAUCACAGUAGGUUGCUGGUACCAGAUAAUCUCUUUUAGUAGUGUUGAGUGAGAGAUAAAUAUUGGCCAAGGUACCACGGAGAGAAUUGCUCUGUUCUUUGGGAGCACAUAGGAAGGCAGGGUAGACCUCUGUUUAACAUCUCAUCCAAAAUCUGAUUCCACUGACAGUGCAGCACUCCCUCGAGUGUAUCUGAUGUACUCCCAUCUCUGGAAUAGGAUGUGAACCCCACAACCCUCCGACCACUCAAAACUACCCCUCACAACUGCCUUGGUGAGGUACAUUUCCCAAUAUCACAAUCCCAAUGCAACACUUCUGGUCAUUUGAAUCUUGUUACCAUGUCAUUGUCUUGCUGUGUAUAAAUGUCACUCAUGUAUUGAAGAACCAUUUAGUAGUUGAAAAGCUCAAAGUAAAUUUAUUAUCAAAGUACCUACCGUAAAUUUCACCAUAUACUACCCUGAGAUUUAAUUUCUUGCAGGCAAUCACAGUAAAUACAAAGAAACCUAAUGGAAUCAAUAAAAAAUCUGCACAUAACAAAGACGGACAAAAAAAAUGUGCAAAAGACAACAGACUGUUCAAAUACAAAAAAGAGAAAAGUAAUAAUAAUAAAUAAAUAAGCAACAAAUAUCAAGAAGAUGAGAUUUUAGAGUCCUUGAAAGUGAGUCCUUAGAUGUGAAGUGAGUAAAUUUGAGUGAAGUUAUUCCCUCUGAUUCAAGAGCCUAACGGUUGAGGGUUAAUUACUGCUCCUGAACCUGGUGGUGUGGAACCUGAGGCUCCUGUACCUCCUUUCUGAUGGCAGCAGUGAGAAGAGAGCAUGGCCUGGAUAGUGGGGGUCUGUGAUGAUGUAUAGUGCUUUCCGAUGACUGCGCUCCUUGUGGAUGUGCUCAGUAGUGGAAAGGGCUUUAACUGUGAUAGACUGGGCUGUAUCCACUAUGUUUUGUAGACUUUUCCAUUCAAGGGCAUUGGUGUUUCCAUACCAAGCUAUGGUGUAAUCAGUCAGUAUACCCUCCACCACACCUCUACAGAAAUUUGUCAAAGUUUUAGAUGACAUGCCAAAUCUUUGCAUACUUCUAAGAAAGUAAAGGCUGCCGUGCUUUCUUUGUAAUGGCACUUUCGUGCUGGUUCCAGGAUAGAUCCCUAUGAACCAAUAACACCAAGGAGUUUAACGUUACUGACCCUCUCCACCUCUGGCCCCCUGAUGAGGACUGGCUCAUGGACCUCCAGUUUCCUCCUCCUGCGGUCAAUAAUCAGCCCUUCAGUUUUGCUGACGCUGAGUAAGAAGUUGUUGUUGUGGCACCAGUCAACCAGAAUUUCAGUCUCACUUCUAUAGGCUGAUUCAUCACCGUCUUUGAUUUGACCAACAACAGUGGUGUCAUCAGCAAAUUUAAACAUGGUAUUGGAUUUGUACUUAGCCUCACAGUCCUAAGUAUAAAAGCAAGUAGAGCAGGGGUGGAGGUAGUAUGUUCUGUGUACUUACAAACAAAGCAGGAGUAGGCUAUUCAGCCCUUAGAGUUUGCUGCACUCCUGUAACAGCAAUAUUGUGGCUAAUCUUCAGUCCUCAUGCCCAGUCUGCAGAUACAGACCUCUUGAUUCCCACAUUGCGCACGAACGUAUUACCCCCUCUUGAAAGUACUUAACACUUGAGCCUCCGCAAUCCAAUGGGGUUGAGAAUUUUCUUGGUUUAAAUGCCAAGUGCAAAGAAAAUGCUACAUCUUUCAAUUCCAAGCAGUCAUACGUUCACACGAGACCACUAAACCCUGGUCCCUGACUAUGCAGCCAGUGGAAAGUACUUGUUGGCCUCUAAACCAGUAGGGAUUUUACUCCUUUUAAAGUCAUUGCCCUUCUCUCUUCAAAACUCUAGUUACCCAGUCUCUUACUUUGGGUUUUACUUCAGUCCAGAAGUAAGUCUAGCACCCUAAGACUAUUGUGAGAACCCACCCAAGAAAGGGUACACUCUACUGUCACGAUGAGGCCAUAUUUAAAUUUGAAUUUUUAAUAUUUACUAUUGAUUUGUACUCCAGGGAGCAGGAAGCACAGAAUCAAAUAUCGCUGUGAUGAUUGUAUAUUCUAGUAUCAAUUGUUUGGCGACAAUAAAGUAUAAAGUAUUCAAGUUGGAGGAGCAACGCCUUGUUUUCCGUCUAGGUAGCCUCCAACCUGAUUGCAUGAACAUCAAUUUCUUGAACCGCCAGUAAUGCCCCCCUUCAUCGUUCCCCAUUCCCAUUUACCUCUCUCACUGUAGGCCCUUGCCUGCCCAUCACCUUCCUCUGGUCCUCGCCUCCUUUUCUUUCUUCCAUGGCCUUCUGUCAUCUCCUAUCAGAUUCCCCCUUCUCUAGCCCUGUAUCUCUUUCACAUCAACUUCCCAGCUCUUUACUUCACCCCUCCUCCCCCCCCCCCAGUUUCACCUCUCACCUGAGUUUCUUCCUCCCCUCCCCCACCUUCUUACUCUGAUUUCUUAUCUUUUUUUCUCCAGUCCUGAUGAAGGGUCUCGGCUCAAAAUGUUGACUGUACUCUUUUCCAUAGAUGCUGCCCAGCCUGCUGAAUUCCUCCAGCAUUUUGUGUGUGUCGUUUGGAUUUCCAGCAUCUACAGAUUUUCUCUUGUUUGAGAAAGAAUCCAUUUGGAUGUAGAUUUAGGUAUUCCGCCAUCCUCUGGGGAAAAGAAGUGAGCCUGAUUUAUUUAAAAACUGACUAAUAUCAUCAACACGUUAGAUUCUGAAAAUAUGUUUUGUGAGUGUUGGGUUGUGCCUUUGCUGCAACUAUUUGGAACCAUGUUCAGUCACACAGAGAGGGAUUUUAAAAAUCACCUAUGUUAGAAAGCUAGGUCGCAUUUAUUUAGUCUUUUUUCAGAACAACACUUCCUGGCAAUGAGUGUCAACAUAGAGAAAUGCAGCUACCAAUUUGUGCACAGCAAGAUCUCAUAAGGAACAACUAGAUCAUGUUAACCAAUUCCUGAUGAGUUAAUCUUUCUACGAUGCUAAUUGUGAAAUAUUGGCUCGGCCAUUAUUUGUCAUUCGAAAGAUUACAAUAAAGUUUCUUCAUUGAAUUAUUGUCAGUAUUGCUUCUUACUUUGCUUCUACUGUAAAUCAAAGCCUAACAUGCCCCUAUCCUGUGGAAAGCGAAGUAUAUGCCCUACAAGACAUUUUUAAAUGUGAAAUACCCUUAGAAAGUAAGACCAUAUAUUUUUGGUAUAUACCUCAAGAAUGGUUGAAGAGAGAUAAAUAUUUAAUGAAUGUACUGCUGGUGGCUGGUAAAAAGACUCUGACCAGGAAAUGGUUAUCACAGGAGAGCCCAAAUUUAAACGCAUGGAUGGAAAUUACAAUGGACAUUUAUAAAAUGGAGAAGAUAACAGCAUCUGUCAAUCAUAAAUUGGAACAAUUUGAUUCAUACUGGGAAAAAUGAUUUAACUGCAUAAUACCCCAUAAGCCUGAUUUUAUUCUCACAAAUCAAUGAUUAUGUUGCAAAAAAAAAUCACUCCCUGCUAGUACAUGGUUUUCCUUUUGUUUGCUCUUUCUUUUCUUUUCUAUAAGUGUUGUUCGUCCAUCGUUGACAUCGAUGAGGACCUCAACACCAUAAUGAUGGUGUCGAGACUAGCGCGUGAUUUGGAUUUAAGUGAGGGAGAGUUGCACAGCGUCAGUCUCACUCUCUCUUCCCAAUUCCCAUCUGGGUCCAGUGGCAAGACAGAGUCUAGACGGCUGGAGAUGGGACUAGGCAGUGGAUGACCAGGACAUCUUCUGUGUCUUGUCCUGCUCUACACGUUCCACGACGCUUGCAGAGACCGCCUUCUUGACCGUUGGACCUCAACUUCAGUAAACAAUC